This is a messenger RNA of Helobdella robusta, 966 nucleotides long. RefSeq lists its product as hypothetical. Lineage: Eukaryota; Metazoa; Annelida; Clitellata; Rhynchobdellida; Glossiphoniidae. The transcript is spliced from 7 exons. Gene Ontology annotation, cellular component: nucleolus. The record is from RefSeq and is a predicted model, not a curated record. Bases 1 to 966 code for a protein of 321 amino acids. Gene Ontology annotation, biological process: regulation of ribosome biogenesis. Gene Ontology annotation, molecular function: nucleic acid binding.
AUGAAGUUCUCGGCAAAGGCAUUGUUGGAACAGCAAGGAUGGAAAGAAGGACAGGGAUUAGGAAAGGAAAAACAAGGGAUUAAAGAUGCCAUCAAAGUAAAUGUGAAGAACGACAAAUUUGGGGUAGGUCAUGAUUUAGGUGAAGAGUUCACUUAUCACUGGUGGGACCAUGCCUUCAACAGAGCUGCCAAGAAUAUUAAAGGUACUAUUCAGUUAAGUAAAGAAGGUGAAACAACAGAAUUGAGUACCAAAAAGUUGAGCAAAAAGUCCAAGAAAAAUAAAAAGGCCAACAAAUCUGAUGUCUAUAAGAGUUUUGGAAAUUUUGUGAAAGCGGCCACAUUAACAGAUGGACAACUCACUCAGCUCAUUGAUGAUGAUCAGGAUGAUGAUGAGGAAGAGAAGGAAGAUGAGUCUGGUGCUGUUUCAAAUUAUACAGAUGAAGAGUUGUUCAAACUAUGUGGAGGCUUAACUGCCCACAAAGGUGCAAGACAUGGAAUUAAUUUGAAAGGAAAGUUGGACAGAAUAAAUGAGCAAGAACGACAUCAUCAUCAGCAGAAGAAGCAGAAAGGUUCUGGCGAAUCAGGUCUCAGUACAAGUCUCAUCACAGGUCUCAGAACAGAUAAUAACUCUUUAAAUACAUGCAUUAUGCCUGAAACUUUUGUAUAUAAUGAUGAAAAUAUCUGUAAAAAGAAGACUAAAAAGCAUAAAAUGAAAAAAUGUGACAGUCUCACCGAUAAUGAUGAUGGUGGUGUGGAUGUGUUAGGUGUAACUGAGGGAACGAAAAUUGUGGAACACAAAAAUGUUGAUUCAACGAUAGACAGUGUUUGUCCUGCUGAUGAUGUUAACAAACCAAGAAAGUCUAAAAAAAGAAGAAAAAACUCUGACGCUGAUGCUCCAAUCGACUGCAUUUCAUCUACCCAGGCAAAUAUUGACAGAACAUUGUCUCUUAAAAAGAAAAAAAUUUAG